AAUAAGUGAAAAUUAAAAAAUGUCUAGAGGAAAACAAAUUCUAAAUAUGCUAAAUGCCGAUGGUAAGUAAAAUCAUAAUUUAUUUUCCACUGGUAGUGGUAGAAUAUUUUUACUGUAAUCUAAAAUUAUCCAGUUGUUUCUGUAUGUAUAAUGUGUACACAGAAUAAAUAAAAUAAAUGGGAUAUUGUUUUACAGAUGAACAAGAGAAUGUUCGUAUAUAUUGUUCAGAUAAGGAAACUGUAUUAGAAAAUUGCAAUAAAAGAUGUACAAAUGCUGACAAUUACUUGGAAGGGAUUAUACCAAUGCAGAAAACCUUUCCUUCUGAGCAACAUGCCCGAGAUGAGUCUGAGAUGUCCUACGCCAGUAGCGUUGCUGCAUCACUUCCAGAUGAAAUUCAGGAUCUAUUAGAUUUUUCAUCAGAUGAUAGUAUUGCAGAUCCAAAUUUUGUCCCUGCGCAGGAUGAAAAAUAUGAUAGCUUUGCCGCGGACAGCGAUAUAGUAGAAAGAAAAAAAAGAAGAGCCAAUUCAGAAGAAGAUAUAAAUAAUACUGCAGUAGACAAAUAUAACUUAGACGGGAAAGUUCACGAGAAAGUUAAAAAACGCACGAACAAAGAAACGAGAAAAAUGAGACAAGAGAGACGAGAAAAACGAAAUUUUGGUAAGGCGUAUGUUACAAGAACUGGAAAAGAGAUUAAAGAAAAAACUAUGCAAGAACUGAAAUUAUGUAGAAAUAGUGCAAGGAAAAAAUAAAGGACGAAGUUCGCUUGCAACUUUUUAAAGAAUUCUGGGAAAUGGGAAGCUACAAUCGUAGGUUAGAAUAUAUAGCUGCUCUCAUGGAUGUUAAAGAGAAGAGUUCUAUGCGAAUUAGGUGUUCUGACCCAAGCAAACAACGGUACCGACAA
Molecule: messenger RNA, 901 nt
Organism: Diabrotica virgifera virgifera (western corn rootworm)
Lineage: Eukaryota; Metazoa; Arthropoda; Insecta; Coleoptera; Chrysomelidae
Exons: 2
Coding region: 177-749 (190 amino acids)
Source: RefSeq, a predicted model, not a curated record